Molecule: messenger RNA, 1323 nt
Organism: Mollisia scopiformis
Lineage: Eukaryota; Fungi; Ascomycota; Leotiomycetes; Helotiales; Mollisiaceae
Product: UPF0187-domain-containing protein
Exons: 5
Coding region: 1-1323 (440 amino acids)
Molecular function (GO): chloride channel activity
Source: RefSeq, a predicted model, not a curated record
AUGAAUACUGGGGACUUGCAUGUGCCGAACGUGGACUUCAAGAUUCCAAAUGUCGACAUCAAUAUAGAUGGGUAUUUCGUCGGACCGAGAGCAAUGGAGAAACAUUCCAAGUGGCCAACAUUCAUGCGUCUGCAUGGAAGCAUUACACCAAGGAUGCUUCUACCUAUGUUUAUCAUUACGCUCUGGUCAAUCAUUGUUACAGGUCAAGAAGAAGCUAAUAUUAUCGCAGUGGGUGUUUCGAGCAUUCUCUUGACCGUUCUUGGUUUCGUUGUUGGCCUGUCUCUGAGCUUUCGAGGCUCAACAGCUUACGAACGUUACAUGGAAGGUCGCAAAUGCUGGACGGCGUUGACUGUCCAGAGUCGUAACUUGGCUAGAUACAUCUGGGUGCAUGUCCUAGAACGCGAAGGAGAUCAAGGAAAAGAAGAUUUAAUGGCCAAGAUAACCGCCAUCAACCUCAUCCAUGCUCUCGCAGUUUCUGUGAAGCAUCAACUCCGAUUCGAACCUUAUACUUUCUACCCUGACAUGGUGAGCCUGGUCGGACAUCUCGAUACUUUUGCGAAGGCGGCAGAGCAUCCAGGUCUUCAGAACCCGAAACAUCCCAUAAGCAGAUGGAAGGAAAUUGGAGAGUGCCUCGGCCUCAACAUGGCUACCAGCAAUCCUCGCAAAGCCAUCAAGCGCUCCAUCAAGCCAGUUGGAAAUCUGCCAUACGAAGUCAUGUUAGAUUUAAGUGCCUACUUUGAAAUGGUGAUCAAUAACGGCACUUUGAGCAGCACCAUCAUUUAUGGUCAAGUCUUAAACGCAAUGGCAGCCGUGACAGAUACCAUCGCAACCGCGAACCGCGUCCUCGCUACCCCUUUACCCAUCGGCUACGCGACCCUCAUCUCCCAAGUCGUCGUCCUCUACAUCUACAUCCUCCCCUUUCAACUCUUCCCCAGCUUCGGCUGGAACACCAUUCCCGCUACCAUGGUCGCUGCCUACAUCAUCCUCGGUCUCGAAGCCAUGGGCAACGAGCUCGAGAUCCCCUUCGGCAACAACGUGAAUGAUCUCCCCCUGAACAACUUCUGCGACGAGAUCAGGAGGGAUUUGGAUGUGGUGAUGAGUUCGUAUAGGGCUGAUGGAAGUUUUGUUGAUUUAAUGAAGAGGAGCGAGAGGGUUAAUAAGGUGCUUUGGCCGUUGAGUAAUAGUCCGCAGGGGGAUUGGAAGAGGAGGAGUAAGGAGGAGAUUAGGAGUGCGUUGAAAGCGAAGGUUGUUGUGGGGGAGACGAGGAGGUUGAGUGCUGAGAGGCAGAGUGAGGAGAGGGCUGUGGUUAUGUUGCCUGUUUAA